GCGGUGCAUGCCGGGAGGGCUGCUGGAGUCGCGGUUCCGGCUCUGAAUAAAAUUCAUAAAUAAUAAAAUAACGAGUAAAAGUCGUCUGGUCUAAAUACGAUCACAUCAGCCAAUGUCGAUGCUGUGCUUUUGCUGUUCAAACUCGCACAUAUACUGCCCUACAGGUGGAUAGCCAUUUGUACUGAUAAGUAUGCUUCCACUGGAGGAUUUGAACCCAGACUUGCAGAAGCCCCUGGACAGCGACUCUGACAGUGGCCAGGGCAGCUGUGAGACAGCAUCCCCAGGGCCACUUGGCAAGAGCACAGCAUCCUUCGAGGACAGAGAUUCAGAAGAAGAAAUUUUUGUGCGUAAAAAAGCAAAAAACCAGAAGGUGCUUGAGGACAGUGAGAGUGAAGAGGAGGAGGGUGGAGACUCACCUGUGCAGGAAGAUGCUUUGGGUGGAGACAAGGGAAAUGAGGGGGAAAAGCAGAACAUUACUGCUGAAAAGAAGAAAUCCCAUCGGAUCCUCCCAGCCAUGCUGGACAGUGAUGACAGUGACACUGGGGACCCAGUGCAGAUUGAAAACCUUGAGACAGGCAGGAGCUCUGCCUUGCCUGAGGGUGAGCAGGGAGAGGAGAGACCCCUAAAAUCUGGGAAAAAGUACAGAAAGCAUAAACAUAAACGCAGCAUUGAAGAGGAGCCAGCAAAAGAAGCUGGAGCAAAAUCCAGAAGGAGAAAGGAGAAAGAGAAAAUAAUGGAGUCAAUUAAACAGCUGAGGAAGGAGAAGAAGCCUGUGGCAGAGCAGGUGGAUGGUGGUGAGAGGUUUCCCUUCAAUGACAGUGGAUGUCUUCUGGAUGACAAGGACCUCUUUGAUAAUGGCUUGGAAGAGGAGGAUGAUCAACCCCUAGAGGAUGAAGAGUCCUUAGAAUCCAUACGAGCAGCUGUGAAAAACAAAAUAAAACAAUACAAGAACAAAGAACGUUUUCCUGACAGUGAAGGCUACAAACAUGUAUUUGAUGAGGAGAAUGAGGAGGCUGUAUUAAAGGAGCCAAAAAGGAAGGAGCGGAAAGCAGCACGGUUGAGUAAAGAAGCCAUUAAACAGCUACACAGUGAGACCCAACGGCUUCUGAGAGAAUCAUCUGUGUCUCUCCCAUAUCACGUGCCUGAGGCCAAAAGUGUUCAUGACUUCUUCAAGAGCAGACCUCGACCAGCAUGUCAAGGAAAUGCCAUGGCCCUGCUGAAGUCCUCUAAAUACCAGCUGUCCCUAAAUGAAGAAUCUGCAGCCAUUGGGAGCUUGAGCAAGGAUUGCAAAGAUGGGCCAGUGGAAGGUGAUCAGUCAGCAGCUGCUGAGCCAGAAAUGAACCUGGCCAGAGAUGUUGAUGCUUCUGUGACUGAGCCUCUUGCUGCUGAAGGGAAGAACUUGCCAGAGGACUGUGCUGAGCAGCCCAGGCAGGACAGGGAGGAUUCUCAUGUAGUUACAGAGACUGUAACUGAUGAUAACACAAAGGAACAGCAGCUCUCCAUCUGCCUGAGCACUGACUGUGAUGAGCAAAAAGAGAGUGAAAUUCCUCCAGCAUCUGGAGAUGCCCUCAUGGAAAGAGGAGAAACAGCACCAGAUGUUCAAGGUGAAACAAACACUCAACAAGUGAGGCCUGGGCUGGUGGCACAGCCUGAAAAAGUGAGGAAAUCCAAGCUGGAUAAACUUCGUGAACUGGGAAUAGACCUGUCCAUCCAGCCCAGAAUCUGCUCUGACAAUGAAUCCUUCAUAAACCUCGAUGAAGCUGAUUCAAAUAAAGAACUAGAAGCCCUGAAAGCACGUUUCUUGAAGCACACUCUCCAGACAUCAAAAUCCAAAGGGGAACGGGCCAUAAAUAUGAACAUUAUCCGUAAGGAAGCAACAUCUGAUGGGACAGAGGAGCUGAGAGCAGAUGUGGUGCCAGCGGUUUUGGCUGCAGAGAGCCUGGAGGAAACAAUCCACAAAAAGCCAGGUGAAAAGCUGCAGGCCCUGAAGGCCAAGCUCCAGGAGGCCAUGAAGCUCCGCAGGACCGAGGAGAGGCAGAAGCGGCACGCGCUGUUCAGGCUGGACAAUGAGGAGAUGCUGGAGGAAGAGGAGGAGGAGGAGGAGGAGGAAGAGAUGACAGAUGAGUCUGAGGAGGAAGAAGAAGAAGAAGGUGAUCAUGAGAAUUCAGAAUUUCUCCUUGAUGAAGCAGAGGAAGAUAAUGAAGAUACAGAAGAGAAACACACUGAAGAUGGUGAUAAAGAAACUGACAAUGAAUCAACUGAUGGGGAAAAGCUGGAGAAAUCUGAACAUGGUGAUUCUGUUCUAAAACAUCCUUCAACAGAGUCUACAUUGAUGCUUUUCAAGGACAGCUCCUCAAAAAUGGGAUAUUCUCUUCCUGAUGAAAAACUGGAAAUGGAAGAAACUGUAGACAAAGGACCUACCAAGUUAGAGGAUGAUGAUUCAUUUUCUCUACCAGCACUGCCAAAGGAGAACAGCCACAACAGCAGCUUUGAGUUCAUUGGCUCCAUGAUCCCAUCCUACCAGCCCUGUAACAAGCAGGCCUCGAGGGGAGGGAGCUUCUUUCCUGCAGCAGGGGGGUUCAGGUCACCCUCCCCAGGUUUCUUCAAAACAAGUUUUAUCAGCUCUGCUUCCAAGAGCUCAGGAAAGACCUCUGAGCCUUCUCUUCCCAUAGAAGAUUCCCAGGACCUCUAUAAUGCCUCUCCUGAGCCCAAGAGUUUAUUUCCAGGGGCUGGGGAGUCAAGGUUUCAGUUUUCCCUGGAAGAUGACACUCAAAGCCAGCUGCUUGAUGCUGAUGGCUUCUUGAAUGUUGGACAACACAGGAACAAAUACCAGUCCUCAAAGCAUCAGCUGCCACUGGCUAGCAUGGAUGAGAAUGCCAUGGAUGCCAACAUGGAUGAGUUACUGGACCUGUGCUCUGGGCAGUUCAGCAGCCAAGCUGAGCACGUGCCAAACACCAGCAGCACCAAAAAGCAGAACAUGGAGGAACUGCUCAAUCUUUGUUCAGGGAAAUUCGUGUCACAGACAGGUUCUCCAACAUGGGCUUCUUCAGUGUCUUCCAAGGCAGAAAAAGACAGUGACAUAGAAGAUCCAAUGGCAGAGGCUCUGGAGCUCUGCUCAGGCUCCUUUCCCACAGACAGGGAAGAGGAAGAAGAGGAGGAACAAGAAGAACUUGGUGGUUUUCAGCUUUUAACAGAUGAUGAGGCCUGUGCAAGUGAAGAGGAUGAAAAAGGUGAAGAUAGUGCUGCUGAAGAAGCAGAAGUGAGUGAUGAUGAAGAAGAACUGCUGAGACAUAGACCAGGCUCAAAGAAAAAACUAAAACUGCAAGAUUUCAUGGAAGAGGAGGCAGAGCUGUCAGGGAGCGAUGUGGGAAGUGAGGAUGAGUAUGAUGGUGAAGACCUGAACGAAUAUGAAGAAGAGAUGAUCGACGAGGAGCUCCCAAACGAUGCAGAAUUAGGAAACCAAAUACAGAAAUUCCACAUGAAGGCCAUGCUGGACGAUGACAAACGCCAGCUCCGCCUGUACCAGGAGAGGUACCUGCUGGAUGGGGACCUGCACAGCGAUGGCCCAGGCAGGACCAGGAGGUUCAGAUGGAAAAACAUAGAUUUUGCUUCACAGAUGGAUUUGUUCCAGAGAGAUUCAGAUAAUGAGGAGGAGAAUGAAGAGUUUGAUGAGACAGAAGGGAAGUGGAGGAAGGAGCGAUUUGAGCGAGAGCAGUGGCUCCGUGAGCAGAAGGAAAAAAAUAAAGAGCAGGAGGAGGAGGAGGAAGAAAUUGGUGGAGGCAGUGAAUUCAUGAAGCUGGCAAAAAAAGUGACUGCCAAGUCCCUGCAGAAGAAAGCCAGCCCAGCAGUGGUGGCACAAGGCUCAGCUUUGUUACCCAGGAACCCAUUUGAAGCCUUCAGACCUGCCAGUGACAGCCAGAUAAAAAAUGGGUCACUCUUGAACAGACCUAAAGCUGUCCUUCAGAAGCUGGCAGCAAUGUCAGAUCUUAAUCCAAAUGCCCCUCGAAAUUCAAGGAAUUUUGUCUUUCAUACACUUUCACCAGAGAAGAAUGAAGAGGCAAAGGAGAAAUCAAAACCUCAGGUGAAGAAGAGAGGCCCUUCUGCAGUGGUAACAUCAGCAGCAAAGCGGCCCAGGGUAGAAAGCUCAGAGGAAACCAGUCAAAGCAGAAGCAUUUUCCAGUACUUGGAGAGCUGAAUAUUCCUGUUUGGAGCCAGAGAUUGUCUCCUCUUUGCCAGCUGCAAUUUGUUUUGCCAAUCUGCCAGAAAUCACCAGGCAAGGAAACAAAUGGGUGCCACCUCAUUCACAAGUUCCAGUAAUUUCCAGGCAGUGGUUUUGUGCUUUGUUUUUUCUCAGUCCUCUGUGGCAAAUGGGAGCACAAAAUCCAUUCCUGGUUUGGAAUGAAAUGCUGACUUGAUCUUUCCCAAGCAUUAAGGAAACUUCCACUGCUGUGGGCUGUCCUCACAGGUGCUGCAGAGGUAUCAGUUCCACCUGGAAAUGCCAUUGGUGUGAAAAGGAAAUACCUCAGGUAGCUGAAAGCACAAUAAAGGAGGAAUUUCUACAGCUCUGGGGGAGAAUGAAGCAGUGUUUGCCAUGGCAGGACACUUGUUUACACUUGCAGCACAAAGUUUUAGCUGUGGCUCCCUCCAGUGUCUUAUUUUCUUUAACGUUGAGCAUUUAUUAAGCUUCUCCUUUUUAGAAGCUCUAAUUUAUCCUUGAAAUGUUUACUUUGUGGAAAAGGUUCCAGUCUCUUCUGAGGCAAUAUGAGAAGGGUUUCUUUCCAAGUUUUUAUUACUGUUGAUGUCCUUAAACUUGAAGAUGGAUGUGUGUGUGGAGAGGGAAGAAUGUGAGUAACGUGUGGGAGAGGAAAAGGUUUGGGGGGGUUUAUUUGCAUUGGUGGGGGAAGUUGCUGGGGUUGCUUUGGUUUGCCCAACUUCAGGUUAUCUUUAACCAUCCAUUCUGUUGUUUUCAUGGAAGCUGCACUCAUCCAAGAGAAACCAUCCAUUGCUGAGCAGCCAGUAACGAAAGGGCUGCUCUAGAACAAUGGAAUUUAUAAAGACUUGUCACUCACAACUAUUCUAAACAGUGUGACAGGAACAUGAGCCAGUGUCCAGCAUUCCUGAUGUUUCUGAUCUCAAGCUGAAGGUGUUGGAGAGCAGAUAAUGGUGCCACAGGGUCCUGCUCUAAAACUAAACCUCUCUGGGACUGGAUGUCACAUACCUGAGGUGCUGACACUGUUGGAGAAAUGUCUGAGCUGUAAAUUUUGUAACAUCUUGAGCACAUGCCUGGUGUGCUGUGUGUAAAAUAUUUUAUUGUACAGUAUGUUAUAAAGAAUUAUGGUACUAAUUGAAGUGCAACUUUACAAUAAAACAUGUUUUUAAUUUUGGA
Messenger RNA from Serinus canaria (Common canary), 5386 nucleotides. RefSeq names its product claspin (gene CLSPN). Bases 191 to 4195 code for a protein of 1334 amino acids. The record is from RefSeq and is a predicted model, not a curated record. Gene Ontology annotation, biological process: mitotic DNA replication checkpoint signaling; mitotic G2 DNA damage checkpoint signaling; activation of protein kinase activity. Lineage: Eukaryota; Metazoa; Chordata; Aves; Passeriformes; Fringillidae. Gene Ontology annotation, molecular function: anaphase-promoting complex binding. The transcript is spliced from 25 exons.